AUGGAUUUUUUUAACCGAACACCUAUCAAAAAUGAUAUCUUGAGUAUUAUUGGACACCUCAGUUCAAGGAAAAAAGGCUCACAUCCUCUGUGCACUGGCAACCAUCUGAUCACGAGUUCCCGUGAAAUACGCCCUUCUACACUUCAUUUGGACGAAUCACAUAGUUUUCAUUUCGAGCACGGAAAAUCUGAUAUAGGAAAAAAUUCGUCGUUCACUGUAGAAAAUACCAGCGCACCUUCUGAUAAAAAGUCACCAAUGCAAGCACUUUUAAAGACUAACUCGCAUUGUAAUUCAAGUAUCCUGGGAAACUCCUACUGUAAAAGUAACAACUUUGGUGAUUAUGAAUCUUUAAACUUCUUUGAACCAAAGAUAACUCAGGCAGUUUUCAGUGAUGAUCUCGUUGCACAAUCAUCCGCACUAACUACAUCAGUGCUCAAAUAUAACGUUGAUAUAAGUACCAAAGAGAAUGUUAUCCCUAGUGAUAGCGACGAUAAUUUCUUUACAACGUUUCUGGAAUCCUCCAAAGCUGACGUAGACAAGUCAAUUUCUAUUAGUGACUCAAAUAAAAAAUCACUUGGUCAGACAGCUAACCGUAGUUCUAACAAUAUCAAAUCACAUGCUAGCAGUAGUGAUGAUGAUGAUGCAUUUGAAAACUUUUUGAAAUCCCAGCAAACCAAGAUAAACAAAAUUGAGGUUAAUCAAGUCAGUGAAUGGUCAUCUUGGGAUUCUGAUGACGAUGAUAGGUCGAGUUGUGAUUCGCCAUAUCAAACGUUUUACUACAGAGUCAACAACAAGUUGCAUUUGUCUGAUACCACAAAAUUACCAUCAAGAUCAUCAGAAUCGAAACUUUCUGAUUCUAAGAAAAAAUAUGUUGUUCCAGAUAGAAAAACUCAGUCAUGUGCUGUUCAAGUUUCAAAGUAUCCGCAUAUUUCCAAAUAUCAGAAAAUUUCAUAUAAGAUAGAACAGCGUAAUUCGCAUUGUGUAUCUACGGAGGAAUUCGUUUAUUCUCUUUAUCCAGUUGACAAUAAUGAUAACAGGAAGCAGACAUCACACGAGAAACUUCGUCAUCCUGAUGCGUUAAAAUUUGUUCAAAAGUUUAAGCCAAAUCGAUCUGAAUUAGCUGAAAAAUUAUACCAAAUUUUCAAUGAAAAGAUAUUUUCUAACCAAUUACCACCAAAGUUAGAGAUUAUAUGGAGUCGUCGACUAUUGAAAACUGCUGGUCUUUGCAAGUACAUGAUGCGUACAUCCACUCAUUCAAACGGAACAUCUAAUCAGGUUCGUAUCGCUCAGAUUUUGUUAUCGGAAAAAGUAUGCACCACAGCUGAGCGCGUUCGCGAUACCCUGCUGCACGAGAUUUGUCACGCUGCUGUUUGGUUGAUUAAUGGUUUAAAUGAUGGUCAUGGAAGACAUUGGAAAUCUUGGGCUAACCGUGUUCAUCGAGUUUGGCCGAAGCUGCCUGUGGUUUCUGUUUGUCACGCAUAUACAAUUGAUACACGAUUCACAUAUCGAUGCACAGGGUGUGGUGUAUGUAUUAAUCGACAUAGCAAAUCUUUGGAUAUUACUAAAAAGAUUUGUGGUCAUUGUCGUUCGAAGUUUGAAUUACUCAUUAAUACACCUAAAGGUCGUAUGCUUCGACCCAGUUUAGCUGCACAAUAUGAUAAACGUCUUCUGCCGCAUUGUUCUUCCAAUAAUGUAACUAAAAUGCCUUGUGAACUAGAAAAGUAUCAGUUGUCUAGAACUCCAGAUGAAAAUAAUCGAAAUCACAAUGUUGAAAAUGGACUAUUAAAUAUGUUCAGGGACUUACGAGUUAAAUGA
Molecule: messenger RNA, 1815 nt
Organism: Schistosoma guineensis
Lineage: Eukaryota; Metazoa; Platyhelminthes; Trematoda; Strigeidida; Schistosomatidae
Source: the annotation of a GenBank genome assembly